GUCAGGGAGCCUCGGCAGCUGGCACAGCUGCUCCAGAGAACCCAGGCGUCCGGCGGGGCACCCACACUCGGCUCUCUCCAAGGCCACCUCAGACAGCGAUCCCCGGGGCGGAGAAGGGCCAUGGGGCGUCUGUCCGGGAGCUGGGACCCCCCCGCAUGGGGCGGCCCCUGGAAAGGGCUGCUGCUGGCAGCCUCCGUCCUGGGCUCCUGCCUCCAGCCGGCGCCGGCCCAGACCCCGGCGACCAUCGUCCUCACCCCGCCGAGCCCCGCGGUGGGAGGGGGCGUCAGCCUGGCCCCCCAGAAUCCGCCACAGGACUUCACGCCCUGCAGCUGGUUCCGAUCAGCGACCACUGAUGAAAACAGCCGGAUCCUCACCUACUUCCCAGGACCACCCUCGGGCCAGACCCCCGGCCCGGCCCACACGGGGCGGGAGACAGCGGGGCCGGGCUGCGCCCUGCACAUCGCGGGGUUAAGGCUCAAUGACACCGGGAGCUACACGGUGCAGAUACAGAUCCCCACCGCUACUAACCCUGUCCUCACCAUCAUGGUGCAUCUGCCCGUCUCUGAAAAGCUUUCCAAGCCCACGGUGAUGCCCAGCGAAACCCAGGUGCUGGAGAACGGGACCUUCACCCUCACGUGCAACACUUCUGUGAGCGCCGACACCGUGCUCUGGCUCCGGAACGGGGUGUUCCUCUCACCCAGUGACCGGCUGGGGCUGUCCCCUGACAACCGGACCCUCACGGUGCUGAAUUUCACCCAAGCCGACGCCGGCGCCUACCAGUGCGAGGUCGGGAACCCUGUCAGCACCGAACGCAGCGAGCCCAGCACCGUGACGGUGGCCUAUGGGCCAGAAUCCACCAGGAUAGACCCUCCAGGACCCAUCGGCCUGACCCUUGGAUCCUCUCUGACCCUGACGUGUGUCGCCGACUCCGUCCCAGCCCCGAGCUAUCGCUGGUUUUUCAAUGGCACCAAAUUACUCCAGACCGGGAGCAGCCUGACCAUUAACCUCAUGACCUUGGAUCAGCUGGGCACGUACAAGUGCCAGGCUGACAACCCUGUCACCGGCCUCACUGAUGAAGUGGAGAUCAAGGUGCUUGAAAUGCUGCCCAAGCCCACGGUGACGCCAAACCAAACCCAGGUGCUGGAGAACGGGACCUUCACCCUCACGUGUAACAGCUCCCCCCACGCCGACACCGUGCUCUGGCUCCGGGACGGGGCGUCCCUCGCGCCCAGUGACUGGCUGGGGCUGUCCCCUGACAACCGGACCCUCACGGUGCUGGGUGUCACCCGGGGCGAUGCCGGCGCCUACCAGUGCGAGGUCAGGAACCCCGUCAGCACUGAACGCAGCGAGCCCAGCACCGUGACGGUGGCCUACGGGCCGGACUCCGCCAGGAUAGACCCGCCAGGACCCAUCGACCUGACCCUCGGGUCCCCUCUCACCCUGUCGUGCGUCGCCGACUCCGUCCCAGCCCCGAGCUAUCGCUGGGUUCUCAAUGGCACCAACACGAACGAGACCGGGACCAGCUUGACCUUUAACCCCACGACCUUAGAUCACCAGGGCACGUACGAGUGCCAGGCUCACAACCCAAUUACCAACCGCACUGCCAGGGCGUCUGUCGCCGUGCGGGUGACAGGGACGGCCCCAGACGCCCCUCGUCCAGGUCUCUCUGCCGGGGCCCUCGCUGGGAUCGUCAUCGGGUCGCUGGCGGGGGCGGCGCUGGUCGGAGUCGGGGCCUAUUUCCUCUACUCUCGCCGCCGGAACGAGACCCCCAGGGAGACCGGGGCACCCGUCUUGGUGUACGAGAACCUGCCCCCGAAAGCUGGGGCAGGGCCAGUGGCCCAGCCCGGGACCCCCCCUGAUCCCAGCCCCACGUACCAGACGCUGCAGCCCCGACAGCAGGACGUGUACGAGGAGCUGAAGAAUGUCUCUUUUUUGCGAUGGGGCGACCGGAUCUGCCCAGCUCCCAGCUGCCCCUGCCCUAGAGCGGGACCCACAGGUGCAGGGACACAAACAGCUGGGCAGGUGGGAGGGGCUGGCUCGGAGUUAGCCCUGCCCCCAGAGAGAGGGAGGAGGGCGGGGACCGGAGGUGUCUCAUCCCCACCCCGCCUGGCCAGAGUCUCAGUCAGGGAGCCCCGGCAGCUGGCACAGCUGCUCCAGAGAACCCAGGCGUCCGGCGGGGCACCCACCCUCGGCUCUCUCCAAGGCCACAUCAGGCAGCGAUCCCCGGGGCGGAGAAGGGCCAUGGGGCGUCUGUCCGGGAGCUGGGACCCCCCCGCAUGGGGCAGUCCCUGGAAAGGGCUGCUGCUGGCAGCCUCCGUCCUGGGCUCCUGCCUCCAGCCGGCGCCGGCCGAGACCCCGGUGACCAUCGACCUCACCCCGCCGAGCCCCGCGGUGGGAGGGGGCGUCAGCCUGGCCCCGCAGCCAGCGCCACAGGACUUGCGGAGCUGCAGCUGGUACCGAUCAGCGACCGCUGAUGAAACCAGCCGGAUCCUCACCUACUUCCCAGGAACAUCCCCCGGCCAGAACAACGGCCCGGCCCACACGGGGCGGGAGACAGCGGGGCCGGACUGCGCCCUGCACAUCGCGGGGUUAACGCUCAACGACACCGGGAGCUACACGGUGCAGAUUCUGAGCCCGACUAGCACUCGCCACGGCACGGUGCAUCUGCCCGUCUCCGAAAUGCUGCCCAAGCCCACGGUGACGCCAAACCAAACCGAAGUGCUGGAGAACGGGACCUUCACCCUCACGUGCAAAACUUCCCCCAGCACUGACACCGUGCUCUGGCUCCGGGACGGGGCGUCCCUCGCGCCCAGUGACCGGCUGGGGCUGUCCCCUGACAACUGGACCCUCACGGUGCUGGGUGUCACCCGGGGCGAUGCCGGCGCCUACCAGUGUGAGGUCAGGAACCCCAUCAGCACCAACCGCAGCGAGCCCAGCACCGUGACGGUGACCUACGGGCCGGACUCUGCCAGGAUAGACCCGCCAGGACCCAUCGACCUGACCCUCGGGUCCCCUCUCACCCUGUCGUGCGUCGCCGACUCCGUCCCAGCCCCGAGCUAUCGCUGGGUUCUCAAUGGCACCAACACUAACGAGACCGGGACCAGCUUGACCUUUAACCCCACGACCUUAGAUCACCAGGGCACGUACGAGUGCCAGGCUCACAACCCAAUUACCAACCGCACUGCCCGGGCGUCUGUCGCCGUGCGGGUGACAGGGACGGACCCAGUCGCCCCUCGUCCAGGUCUCUCUGCCGGGGCCGUCGCUGGGAUCGUCAUCGGGUCGCUGGUCGGGGCGGCGUUGAUCGGGGGACUGCUCUACUUCCUGCUCUGCAAAACUGGAGGGGGGCCCAAGCAGCGCCCGCCCGUCGGAGGCCAGGCCGCGCCCGCCCACAACCAGGGUGUCGGUGACAACAAACCUACCUUGGGUGAUGAGAACAUUCAAUAUUCUACUCUAGCCUUCAGCGCAGGAGACCAGAAGCCGCCGCCCGGGCCCCAGCCCCGCCCGGAGAGCGGCACCGUCUACUCGGAAAUCAGAAAGAAAUGACUGUGAUUUGCUUGGGACUCUCGGGAAUUACUGCACUCCCCCCCCGCAGGGGAGCAUCUGCCGCACCCCCCCCCCCAUCCAGCACUCGCUGGGGGGCAGCUCCAGUCCCACCUACCCCCUCCCCCCCAUGCAGGGUCACUGCCCACUGGGCACAAUGAGUGUGGUCCCCUCCCCGGGUGAGGGCCGCCAGGACUCCUGAGGGGCUCUGGGAGGGGAGGGGGGUCGAGUGGUUAGAGCAGGGGGCUGGGAGACAGGACUCCUGGGUUCACCUCUGCUUUGCACAGGGGUCGGGGCUGGGGGGUGUGCUAUGCAGAGGGGGAUGGUCGGUGUGUGGGGCUGAAGGAUAACAGCUGACACCCCCACCCCGGUGCUGGCUGGCGUGUGGGGUGUGGAUCUGGGCAGCCCCGGGGCAGGGGUGAGGCAGUGAGUCACCCCAUAGCAUCUCAGCCCAGAGCUCUGUGCCCCCCCAGCUCCACCCCCAGCUCUCCGCAUGCCCCUCCCCAAGCCUCCCGCUGUCGGACAGCCUCCGAGGUGCAGGGCGGUUGUGUUGCUCGGGGGGGGGGUGGGGGGGGUGAUGAUUGUGCGGGGUGGGGGGUGUCGCUCGCAGCGGGUGGGGGACUGGCUGAUUGGGGGGGGUGUACCAUGAUUGAUGCUGUUUGUAAUAAAACAAAAUGUCAAAACUG
Molecule: messenger RNA, 4226 nt
Organism: Chelonia mydas (Green sea turtle)
Lineage: Eukaryota; Metazoa; Chordata; Testudines; Cheloniidae
Product: carcinoembryonic antigen-related cell adhesion molecule 5
Exons: 18
Coding region: 121-3543 (1140 amino acids)
Source: RefSeq, a predicted model, not a curated record